Molecule: messenger RNA, 4893 nt
Organism: Solenopsis invicta (red fire ant)
Lineage: Eukaryota; Metazoa; Arthropoda; Insecta; Hymenoptera; Formicidae
Exons: 10
Coding region: 587-2158 (523 amino acids)
Source: RefSeq, a predicted model, not a curated record
UCAAAUAAUGUUUAGCGAAUGCGUACACGCAGAAAAAAAAUUAGCCAACAAAGCUAAAAUUUAGUUGUAGCAACUAAGAUGUGUCUUUAAAAUAGGGACAGCUAAUAUCGUUCCUGCCGGAGCUAAAUUUAUUAGUUAUUAAAAUUAGCAGUUACAGCAAGAAAUAUUGGCUGCCAGAAUCAAAUAAUGUUUAGUGAAUGCGUAUACACGGAAAAAAAUGACUCAGAAGUGAUAACUAAAUAUCAGUAGCUAGUUCGAUAUUUUCUAUCAGUACUAAAAAUUGACUAUUAAAGAUAAAAUAUAUUUGCUGUGAAUCACAGUUUUAUUAGCUAAAAUAAAAUGUGUGUUUUAACACGUGUAGCUAAAAAAAAAGUGGCAGCUUUUCCUCAAUAUCUUAGGCGCAUGAAAUUGUAUACGCAUUCGAUGUGCAAUUGUUUAUUGGAAUGCUGCCGCGCUGCCACAGUGCCACUGAUUGUGAGUGCCACUGAGUGCCACGUACAUUUGUAUCGCGUGUUGUUUUCUCUACGUUUUUCUAUAUAUAUGAUUUCACGUUUCAAUUGUGUUGAGUUUAUCAAGCUUUAAAAAUAUGGACAAUGUAUCCCAACUUUUACACACUUGGGGCGUUACAGACGUCGUAAUAGAAACAUUUAAAGAAAAUCGAAUACGAAUGGAUCAUCUCACAAAGAUGACGGAAUUAACUAUGGAAAAAUUAAUUCCCAUUGCUGGGGAACGUUUAGAUUUUAUGGAGCAUUUAAAAAAAUAUAAAGAAUAUAUGCAAAAAGUUGCUAGACCAUGUUCGAAAUCAAUUAGUAAAGACAGUUCAGUACCAAUUGUGGAUAUUGUGCUUCCGGUUAGUGAAGACAUUACAUAUCCUGUUAUUGAAGUUUUCGAUAACACUCUUCCGUCUACGCAAGACAAGAGUAAUCUCUCUUCUUGUGAAAAGAAUAAUUCUUAUGAUUUAUUUGCUAUUUUGAAAUCAUCAACAUGUGGAAAAAUGAUAUUAGCAUAUCAUAAUACUCACGCAUGUUUAAAUAAUAAUAUGCGUAAUUCGUUGGCGAGCGAAAUAAUAAAUUAUGAUUUAAAUAAUAACAUUAAUGCUCGUAUGCAAAACGAACGGGUAGAAUUCCUUGCUAAAGAAGUUGUCAAACAUUUUCCAUCUGAGGUAGAAACUAUUUGGAAAGGAGCUUAUUUUGGUAAAUCUCGUCGAGAGAGUUCUGUAGGACGAGGUUUACUAUUACAAAAAUAUUACAGUACACGCAGAAAAUUAAGAAAAUGUGGAGUGUUAACAAAAGAAUCAGUACAUGCUAUAAAAGAUUCUAGUGCCUCAACCUCAGAAAUGCAAUUAGAUGAGAACAUACCUCAGAUGGAUACUACGGGUAUGCAGUGGUUAAAAAACAAUAGUAAACCAUGGAGUAAAGUCCAGGAAUUAUGGACAGUAACGAACAAUACCAGAAUGUGGUAUUUACAAAAAGAUGCAAUUGCUGUUCAUGAGUACAUGGACAUGUUCCCUGCUGUAAAACAUGCAAAUGGAUAUCUACUAUUGGAGCAGGAUUUUAAUAAAAUGUAUCCUAAUUCCACAAUGAAACUAUAUACCGACUGGCCGUUAUUUGCUGCUUUUAUCGAAAAAAAAAUAAAAAAUAAAAAAGAAAUAGAAGACAUUAAUAAUUCUCUUACUCCAGACGGGAAAAAAGUGAGGACAUUGCUCGCUUUAAACUUAUUGUUCACAGUACUAACUACGUUAAAAAGAAAAAAGGAGCAGUGGCGACCUUCGCGCCAAGAAUCACGUGAAGCAUUUUUACUUCUUGUGAAGAGUACAAAUGACAUUCAGCCUACAUUAAAUUUGAGAAGGCAAAAAUAUGCAAAAUAUGGACUUACUUUAGGAGUACAGGCCGUAAUUGUUGGUAAAAAUAAAGAUUAUAUCACACACUCCUAUGUCGUUAUUAAUGAAGUGUAUUACGAGGUAGAAACUCCAUUGAAAGCGAUUGAUAUAGCCUUUAAAUCGAUGUAUGCUUUAGAUAGUAAAUAUCCAGUUGAAUGUGCCAGGGAAUGGCAUUUUUUACAAGAAGGAUUAUAUGGAAUCUCCAAUGACAAAAAUAUUUCUAAUCUUGCAGUAUUAGCUUUAACAGAAGAAUAUUUAAAAUUUAAAUCUAAUCAUUAACAGUGAGAUUAUAACACCGCAAAUGCUUACGUCAAGUUUAGUUUCAAUGCCUAAAACGUGUAAAGUAUAUACUUUAAUUAAGUGUUUAUAACACACUCGUUCUUACGAAAAGCAAAAGAUUUUUACUUUAUGAUAAAGUAAUGUUGUUCAAUUAACCUUUAGUUUUUCAGCGGUAAUACAACUUAUAAUUUUUAGUUUUUUUUAACAUAACUGUUUAAUUACAAUAUUAAUUAAUGUUUAAAUUUAGUUUUAAUUUUAUAAUACUACAAAAUUCUUGUAUAUUUGUAUGGUACUAUUACAUCAUUCACUAAAUUUAUUUAAAAUGAUUUUCAUAAAAUGUCAUUGCUAUUAUGAAUUUUUGGGCAGUAUUGAUGCUCUUCAAAUUCAUUUCUCUAUAAAGCAUCCAGCUUGUACAUAUUUUAGAUGCGUUAUAGAGACAUGCGGUCGUUCAUUUACUGUGUGGAACUCAUUUAGGAAACAUUUGCGAAACAAGCAUAAUGUGCCUAAUCGUUUCGAUAAUUGUAAUAAUAAUAUAACAAAAGUAAAGCCAACAUAUUGUCAUAGUCCAAAUGUAGCUUCUGAUACAAAUAAUGAUAUUGUCCAAGAUGAUCCGGAAUUGUUUGAUACAUCACUUCUUGAUUUUCAGACUUUGUUGGAAUUACAUGCCAAUAUUCUUGUAUCUAAAAUUAACACAAAACCAGGUCUCCCACGUAAUCUGGUUAAUUCUAUAAUUGAAGAUAUUUCUAUUUUUGUUGGUGGAAGUUUUUUCAAAAUUUUGAAGCAAACUGUUGUAGAUGCACUUUUAUCCUGUCACGCACAAGCCGAAAAUAUUUACAAUAUUGAAAAGAUGUUUGAAUCUUUGAGUAAUCCAUUCCAUCACUUAUCUACAGAGUACAAGCGUAUGAUGUAUUUUCAAUCUACAGAUGCAUAUAUACCCCCUGAGAGUUACUACAUUGAUUCUCAUGUGGAGAAAAAACGUACAUAACAAGGUGUAAAACCACAAAUGAAACAAGUAAUUUCACAAUACAUUCCACUUAGAUAUGUUUUACAGAAAUUCUUUGAACUUCCAGAUGCUUUUAAUAGUACAAUACAAUAUAUACAAGAACUUCAGGCGGAAUCAGAUAUGAUUUAUAAUUUUGUACAAUGUCAAAGAUGGAAAUUUAUAACCACUAAAUAUUUUAAAAAGUCGGACAUUGUGUUCCCACUUCUGGUGUAUUAUGAUGAUUGGGAACCAAAUAAUCCCCUCGGACCGCAUUUAAAAAAGAUAGGUGCAGUAUAUGUAACAAUACCUUGUUUGCCUCCAGAGUGCCAAUCCAAGCUUGAUAAAAUUUUUUUAGCUCUUCUGUUUUAUUCUGAUGACAGGAAACAAUAUGGUAACAGAAAAACGUUUGCUCCUUUGAUUAACGAACUUAUAUAUUUAGAAACUGAAGGAAUAGAUCUAAUUUUGUCUGUCGAUUUUGUAAGGCAUCAAAAUUUUUGACUGAGAUUCAGUGCAUUGAAGAUCCAACUUUAUUUAGGAAUUCUGAAAAUUAUUACAAUGAUUUGGCUACAAACAAUGUGAGUAUGACCGGGAUCAAAGAGAAAUGUAUUUUUAAUGUUGUACCAUCAAUAGAUAUUGUUGAUUUACUUUUUGUUGAUGGAAUGCAUGGCUGUUUGGAAGGAGUGGGACAUUACUCAAUGAUUCCUAUCAUAAAACAUUUAUCUUAGUUAAACCCUCUGUUUUUUAGAAAUACUCAAUAACAGAAUGUACAUGUUUGAUUAUGGUCCCUAUGAUAGCCUAAAUAAGCCAUCUUGCAUAACUCCUGAAACAUUAAACAAGAAUAAAUUAAAAAUGACAGCAAAUGAAAUGAUUUUGUUUGUUCGUUUGUUUGGAAUCUUUUUUGGUGACAUAGUCGAUGAAAAGGAUGAAUUUUGGCAAUUAUAUCUUUUCUUACAUGAUAUUUUUAGCAAAAAUUCAAGCAAAAAGACUUCCAUCUGAUAUUAGACAUGUUUUGCAAAUUUUGAUAAAAGAGCAUAAUGAAUUAUAUCUUAAAAUUACAGCAGAAAAAUUAAAACCUAAACAUCAUUUUCUCUUGCAUUAUGCCAGGAUUUUUAGGUAUAUGGGAUCGUUUUCAAAUGCAUCUUGCAUGCGUUUCGAAGCCAUGCAUAAACGAUUAAAAGCAUAUUGCACUGCAUCAAUGUCAAGAAAAAAUCUUCUUCUGUCUAUUGCCUACAAAUUUCAGUUGACCUCAUGUUAUAGAUUUGUAAUACAGUCCAGUAUUUUAUCCGAUAUUAUUAUUGGACCUGGAAAUAUUCAAGAUCUUUCUAAAUUUUCUCAAUACUUAUUUUUUAAAUCAACACUUCCCGAUUCUCUUGUAUCUUCUGAAAAUUUUUGUAUGAAAUGGGUCGAAUGGAAAAGUUUUCGAUACAAACUUGGAUUUGCUCUCAUUGUAGGAGUAGAUAUUUCUAGUGAUUGGCGUUUUGGACGCCAUAUAAAAAUUAUUUUAGUUCAUGAAAAUAAACCUUUGUUUAUAUGUUUACUUUUAACUUUAAUAUUGGAUUGAAUUCACAUAUCAGAGGAUAUGAAAUAGAACAUGAUGAAAAAAAUAACAAAUGGUUUUGCAUUAAAGUUAUUGAACUUAUUAAUUAUCAGCCACUUUACAUAUACCAAAUGGCAAAUGGAGAACAGUAUGUUGUAUUAAAAUAUUUUUUGUAAAUCUAAUAAAUUAAAAAUAGAAAAGUUUUUGUAUAAAAUC